CACCACUGGUACCUGAGAAACCAAAGAGUUGCUAUAGCUCAAGCAUCAUGGUCCUGAUAUGGCUCCUCGAAAUAGCAGUGCUUUUAUCCGCGAGCAUGGCGGAGCCUCCACCUCCCGCCACAUUCUACGGAAUCGAAAUUUUCCCCCAAGCACCUAUCACAAAGUUUCAAAGCACACUUCUCAUUCCUUCCGUAACCCCAGACAAAGACCCUAAAUCGGUCCAAGGUCUUCGUUCCAUGUGGCCAGGUUUAGAACCCGACCCUGUGUCUUGCUUGAUCCAAAACGUUCUUUCAAACUUGAACCAACCACCAAAACCAACAGUCGAUAAUGCGUGGUACUUUUUCCCGUACUGGUGUUGCAAUCCAGCCAUGGAUCUCGUUGAUGACAGAGUUCGACGUGAUCUACUUCAGAAUACUUACCAAUGGAAUCCCGAAACAAAAAAUUGGUAUCAAAACUGGUUGGUAGAACCUGGGAAGCUGGGCCACGAAGGAGGUGUUCCGCCGUUCGGUGGAGGGCUAGUCACAGAUGGCCACUUCGACACAAAGUACACUGAAAACAACUGGUCUCCAUUGGUAAAGGCAACUCUAUCGAUCGAGCUUCAGGAUGAAGGGAAAUGGGAUUUUGGAAUUGUCGAGUGGAGGAAUGUUAUCAUCGAGGCAGAAACCAACGAGACUGAAUGGUGUGUCAACAUCCUUGACAAGGAUGAUAAAUUCGAAAUGCAAAGAACCCAACCGAUAGCCACCGUCAACGGCAACACCAACAAGACGACUUGCUACAUUGCGUACAUCACCUUUCUUGGGCCGAACUAAGGGAAGAAUCACAUCCGGAAAUUAUAU
Messenger RNA from Cadophora gregata, 836 nucleotides. RefSeq lists its product as uncharacterized. The record is from RefSeq and is a predicted model, not a curated record. NCBI's taxonomy places the organism in Eukaryota, Fungi, Ascomycota, Leotiomycetes, Helotiales, Ploettnerulaceae. The transcript has 8 exons. Bases 48 to 809 code for a protein of 253 amino acids.